AUGAGCAGGCUACAGAGAGAUUUGGCAUUAUUACCCGAAGACCAGGGCAAACAUCGCAGAGAAGUUGCACAAGAUCCAUUUCAUGCUCGAGUCGAUUCAGACUUCAGUCAUCAACCCCCGGUUGAUAAAUGUUCCAUCACCUAUUUGGGAGAAACAUUUCCCCUAAACAUGAUUACGGGAAAUCAAAGUACAGAGAACAAGGAGUUCCUUCAUAGAACUGGACCCGCCGUGCAGAAGAUUGAAUCGAAAAUUAGCACACAGAGUCGAGGACACCCUACACACAUACAGCCAGAAGAGAUCACGUCUCUGAGCUCAAGAGGAAUGUUUGAAUAUCCCUCAGAACGCCUCAUGGAAGAGUUUAAACUGGUCUUCUUGGAACUGAUUUAUCCCCUCUAUCCUGUUGUCAAUCGAGAUAAAAUCGUCCAGCAACUAAGAACCAAAACGGUCCCGUGGAUUCUUUUACAUUCCUUUUGUUUCAUUGUGUCUACCUACUGCCCUGUGUCGGUCCUUGUCAAAGCCCAGUUCUCCAGCCGAUACGCAGCACGAGUCCACUACUACACCAAAGCUAAAGCCCUCUUCGACUGUGGCUAUGAAGUCGACAAAAUCACAACCCUGCGAAGUGUUUUCUUCCUCAGCUUCUGGAAUAGUUCACCAAGCGAUUAUUGGAACUUUUCCAGCUGGACCAGUACGGCGGUGAACGUCGCUGAAACCCUGGGCAUCCAUCGGUCAAUAGCCGGCGCUAAGAUGAAUGCCCAGGACAGAAGUCUUCGUCGUCGUCUUUGGUGGAUUCUGGUGAUCCGAGACUCUUCGUUCGCAACAGUCCUUGGUCGACCGUUCAGAAUUAACACGGACUCUUCGGACGCGAGACCGCUGGCCAUGGAGGAUUUUCAGCAUGAGAUUGAGAGUUCAGAUUUCGAGAGCGUUUCUCUUGGACAUGAGUUUGCCCUCUAUCAGAUACACUUGUCGAAAUUGUGCUUGAUUUCGCGACAAAUCUUAACCACACGGAAUCAGUCCACCGCCCAAACGCUGCAGGGCACGGUGCCGGAUUAUAACGUGAUCUUGAAAGCCUGGCGCAAGAAGCUGCCACCAGAGUUAGACUGGGUCGUCGACCAUCCCGGCACGAAUAUCUUCUCCUGGUCUCUAUCCAUCGUGUUUGAUCACAAUGUGAUUCUAGCAAAUGCAGAGCAAUUUUCGUCAGGAAUAGGAAAACAACCUUGUUUAAGCAGGCACGGAGCAGGUUGUGUUUGUGAUCGGGUCUGUCGUGGAAUAGAUUCUGCCGCUCGAAGAAUCCUCACUCAGGCGUGCAAGAUCAUGCGAAUGUCAGCCCAGUUUUCUGUGCUCCACGAGAUAUUCCCAGGCCUCUUCGCCGCCGAGGCAGUCUUCUUAUCGCAAGCAAAGAGCCACCAACCCGGGAGAACCUUACUUGGCAGCCUAUCUCUCACCACUUGCCAGUUGAUCUGGAAAAGUGCCGAGGAGGUUUGGAAACCUGCCCGCUGGAUUAUGGACCUGUUUGAUGCUCUGAUAUCUGACAUGCCGCUUGGGGACUUGUGCUGCUUUGAGACUGUCGAAAAUACCGACCAUUGUCCGGCUUUGACUGAUCAGUCUGCGUGUCAAAUUCCCAGAAAUGUCGAGAAUGACUCAUGGCAAAAUCAGUCGACUCUACCAGAGCCCUCAGCCUUGGAAAUUUCCUCCGAUGGUGUGCAAUUCUCGGAGCCCGAAGAUGCCUACUUGUUUCCUUGUUCACCCCAACCGGAGACUAUCGAUACUACACCUUUCAGUGACAUGUGUUUCACCUAA
Rhinocladiella mackenziei CBS 650.93 is the source of this 1797-nucleotide messenger RNA. RefSeq lists its product as uncharacterized. Gene Ontology annotation, molecular function: zinc ion binding; DNA binding. The transcript has 2 exons. The record is from RefSeq and is a predicted model, not a curated record. Bases 1 to 1797 code for a protein of 598 amino acids. NCBI's taxonomy places the organism in Eukaryota, Fungi, Ascomycota, Eurotiomycetes, Chaetothyriales, Herpotrichiellaceae. Gene Ontology annotation, biological process: DNA-templated transcription.